AAAUACGGGAGUGUUCCUGCUGGCUUUUUUCGGUUAUUGAAGUGAUACACAUUGUUGUAGUAGAUAUUCAGAUCGAAACGGGAGCGUAAAAUCAUAUCUAUCUGUGCCGUUCCGAAGAGUUGAGUGAAAAAUCUUGCUGCCGAAAGCAUCAGCAUAUGUUGGAUUGAAGGCUUGAAAGUUAAUUGGAGAUAAUUUCAGCAGUUUGUGAUUAUGGAAAACGUCCCCAAUCGAGUCAGAAUGUGUUGACCUAGGCAGAAGCGGUGUGAAUUUGGGGAUUCCUUGGGUGGGCUUCCACCUUCUCGAAAAAGAAGGUGGUUUCCAUUCCGAAGAGAGUGCAGAUUAUAGUGUCUUUUUCCUCGCCUAAGGUUAAAUCUAUUGAGAACAAGAAGGAUAAGCUGACCUAUCAUCCUCGGAGGAUAUUCGGAACAUCGAAAUUGAAGUGCGAUUUGCUGAGUAGGGAAGAGAAGUAGCAACAGCAAUGGCAGGUGAUUUUUCCGGAUGUACAGCUCGCAAGAAGAAUCGAGCCCAGUCGAUCGAAUACAAUCCGGCCAAACUGGACAGCAAUGGGGAAAAUUCGAAACAACAAACCAAUCCGCUAACCACCAGGAGCGGCCUACGGGUGUACAAGAUUGUCAUCCUCGGCGAUGGAGGCGUGGGAAAGUCAGCCGUCACGCUACAGUUUGUGAGUCACAGUUUUCUGGAUUAUCAUGAUCCCACUAUCGAGGACUCGUACCAGCAGCAGGCGGUCAUCGAUGGCGAAGCGGCCCUGCUGGACAUUUUGGACACGGCCGGCCAGGUCGAGUUCACCGCCAUGAGGGACCAGUACAUGCGCUGUGGGGAAGGUUUCAUCAUCUGUUACUCGGUUACGGAUCGGCACAGCUUUCAGGAGGCUUCCGAGUACCGGAAGCUGAUCGCCCGGGUACGGCUCACGGAGGACAUCCCGCUGGUGUUGAUCGCCAACAAGCUGGAUCUACAGUCACAACGAAAGGUUUCCACCGAAGAGGGACGGAAUCUGGCAAAACAGUUCGGAUGUCCGUUCUACGAAACGUCGGCUGCCCUGCGGCAUUACAUUGACGAAGCGUUUUUCUCGCUGGUGCGCGAAAUUCGACGGAAGGAGGAUUCGAGGGUUCUCGACAACGGUUCCAGCUCCGAGAAACUACAUUCCCGAAGGCGAAGCCGCUGGUGGCGAUUGCGAUCGAUAUUUGCGCUGGUAUUUCGGCGAAGGCGAAACCUGAACGGCAACAUAAAUGGCGUUUAAGGCGAGCUGGGCUGGUGACCCAUCAUAUCAUCAACCUCCGAGAUCCUUACUAGUGCACGAGCUUUUGAGUAGGUGUCGUGCGUAUCAGAUCACUUUCCGACAUAGUUUUCAUUGCUGAGGAAAGUUAUAACGAACGAUGAAGAUUUCAACUGGUUUCCGGUUUUGCCUCUGUUUAACAGAGAGAGAAUGACGGAAAUUGUUUAUGUAUCUUAAAUUAUAGGCUUACUUACGUUUCUUUGAAGACACAUUGAAAGAAGUAGUAAAUAUGUAAUCAGAAAAGAAUGUUAAUAAUACAUUGAAGCAGAAAUUAUGAAUUUUUGCUUUGUUGAUAUAAUACCGAUUUUAUGUAGAUCUUUAAAUUAUGAUCUAAGUCACCAAAAUCCACCCAAAAAAUUAAAGAAACUAAUAGCAAAAAAUUCCGCAAGACAAACCCAAGAAUAAAAGUUUCCAAAACAAGCAUUAAGCCAUAGUCAAACCUUUUAUACUUAUUCUUAUUUUAUGAAAAACAAUCUGUGAUUUACUUUA
Uranotaenia lowii is the source of this 1783-nucleotide messenger RNA. RefSeq names its product GTP-binding protein Rit2 (gene Ric). Gene Ontology annotation, cellular component: plasma membrane. The coding region runs from base 479 to 1258 and encodes 259 amino acids. The record is from RefSeq and is a predicted model, not a curated record. Gene Ontology annotation, molecular function: GTP binding; calmodulin binding; GDP binding. Lineage: Eukaryota; Metazoa; Arthropoda; Insecta; Diptera; Culicidae. Gene Ontology annotation, biological process: Ras protein signal transduction. The transcript is spliced from 4 exons.